GUGAUUCGUAGCUACUCGUGAUCCAGAACAACGUAGCAGCAGAUAGAUCCCUACAAAAAAAAAUGGCUAUUUCAGACUACUUGAAGGGAUUUCGUGAUUCCAUUUGGACACCAAUUGAGGUCGAUCAAUUCUGGCGAGUUUUGCAUCCCUACUUGGCUCAACUACUAAACGACGUAAUGCCUCUACCAGAUUCUGACAUUGAUUUUUCCUCCCUGGACCCGGGAAACGAAAAGCACAAGCAACGCUGUAUUCAAAUCAUUCACCAAUCGCUGUGGAAAGGAAAAUACUCUCUGGCCGUGGCUAAUAUAAAAGCAAUCAAAACUUUCUUUCGAGACAGUGCCGGGAGCGCCAAAAAUAAUCACGUUGGCGUUUCUGAUCUAUUACACGAAUUGAAGAAAGCAUUUGAAAACAGACCCAUGACUCGCAGCGCCGAUGGUAUUGAUGUCUGGACCGACAACCCUUAAAACUCACAAGUUUGUCACGUGAAGAUUUACACUCGCAAGAGUUUCACGCCAGAAGUUAUUUUCUUAAGAACGACAACAGAAAAUUUUUUAGUGCCCAAAGUAAGUGUAAAUAAUACAACGCAAUUUGUCUCAGCCUUCCCUAACUAUUGUAGAAACGAAGAACAUUGCCUUCUAACCAGGUGCAGCCUGACGGCUUGAAGAUUCGAGAAUCAAUAAGUUGUUUUUCAAUCAAGUGAACGGUAUUGUUGUUUCAUAAUAAGAGUGUAAAUUAUUUCGUUUUCAUGAAUUCUUGCUAUUUGAUAUACAGACACGAGUCAUGCAAUGACUCGAGGUAAUAUAUAGUAUUUGAUAUCAAUUAUUUACAAUUCUGAUAUAAAAAAUUGAUAAUCCAAGUUUAUAUGAGGCUCACGAGGAGAAAAGAUCGGUAGUCCAUUAAUCCUUAUCCUCGCCCCAGGCCCUAUGCUAAGCCAUCCCCGAAUGGUGAACAAAUAAUAUUUAAAUGAUCUCGUUAGAUAUUUGAAUUACAAGAUAGAUAGUUAUUAUUAAUAGAUAGUGAAUUGUUUAAUUUAAAGUAUAUAAUAAUUUGUCUGUUAAAUAUUGUACAAAUGAGCAUCCUGAAAUGAGUGAAUAUACACAAGUAAUGAAAUUGCAAUAAAUGAUAUCGUUAUUUCUAAAGAUAACAAAUGAAGUGUAACAAUAACCUGAUAAUGAAUCAGAGCUUUGGCUAUCUGUUGUACAAAUAUGAAACACACAAUUUUAGUCCACUUUGAGAAUUUCUUAAGUAAUGGAUUUUUAUACUAAUUUUAGUUUAUCAGUGUAAAAUAACAAAUGUAAAAUCCGAACUGACGCAACAAUUUGUAAAAGGCUUAUAAGGCGGUUUUUAAAAUUUGAGUAAAAAAUAGAUUUAGACACAGUG
Messenger RNA from Stylophora pistillata, 1380 nucleotides. RefSeq lists its product as uncharacterized. The record is from RefSeq and is a predicted model, not a curated record. NCBI's taxonomy places the organism in Eukaryota, Metazoa, Cnidaria, Anthozoa, Scleractinia, Pocilloporidae.